Messenger RNA from Fusarium graminearum PH-1, 1374 nucleotides. RefSeq lists its product as uncharacterized. Gene Ontology annotation, molecular function: N-acylphosphatidylethanolamine-specific phospholipase D activity; zinc ion binding. The transcript is spliced from 2 exons. NCBI's taxonomy places the organism in Eukaryota, Fungi, Ascomycota, Sordariomycetes, Hypocreales, Nectriaceae. The coding region runs from base 1 to 1242 and encodes 413 amino acids. Gene Ontology annotation, biological process: N-acylphosphatidylethanolamine metabolic process; N-acylethanolamine metabolic process. The record is from RefSeq and is a predicted model, not a curated record. Gene Ontology annotation, cellular component: membrane-bounded organelle; cytoplasm.
AUGGCUACCACCACAGCAAGCGCCGCUUCCUCACAACUCAAGCCCACCGAAUCCGCUGCCCAGAGCAUGCCUCGCGGUUCAAUGGCUGCCACAACGGCUGUCUCCAAGAUUCCAGGCCGAUCUGCUCUUCCAGAUGAAGCUGUUUCCAACCCUCACCACCGUCUCAAGCGCGGAUCGGUCAUAGGCUUCAAGAACCCUUAUCCUUCCUGUGCAAGCAAUCCCAGCUUCGGUACCAUGGUCCGAAAGAUUUGGUGGCCUUCUUUCACCGGCGAUCUCAAAAAGCCCAACUUGAAUCCUCCUAAUGUACCAGUUGUCAAGCCUCAAUGGAACACCGAGCGCGAGACUACCGAUAAGAUCCGUGCGACAUGGCUAGGUCAUGCCUGCUACUACGUCGAAUACCCUUCUGGCCUGCGGGUCCUCUUUGACCCUGUAUUCGAAGAUCGAUGCUCUCCAUUCAGCUUUAUGGGUCCCAAACGAUAUACGCCCAAGCCUUGCGACAUUAAGGAUAUCCCUAUUGUCGACGCUGUUGUUAUUAGCCACUCACACUAUGAUCACCUUUCACAUUCCUCUAUUCUUGAGGUUCAAAAAUACCACCCGGACGCCCAAUUCUUUGUUGGAUUGGGUCUAGAGACGUGGUUCCGCAAGUCUGGCAUUAACCAUGUUACCGAGCUCGAUUGGUGGGAGGAUGCCGACCUAACUGUCACCGUCAAGGACGGAGAUAACUCACGCGAAAUCAGUGCUCGUAUCUCAGCUUUGCCAGCACAGCACAGCUCUGCUCGAGGUUUAUUCGACCGCGACACUACUCUCUGGUGUUCUUGGGCUGUCAAGUCUGGUGGAAAAUCGGUUUGGUUUGGCGGCGACACAGGCUACCGAUCUGUCCCAAGUCUCCCACCAGGAACUGAUGAUUACAGCGCUGAAUUCGACCACCUUCCGAGGUGUCCUCAGUUCAAGCAAAUUGGCGAAUUCCGUGGACCUUUCGACUUGGGCCUGAUACCGAUCGGCGCGUACUAUCCCCGAGCAGCCUUCUCGCCCGUUCAUGCCGAUCCAAAUGAUGCUGUUGAGAUCUUCCGAGACACACAAUGCAAGCGGGCGAUGGGUAUACAUUGGGGCACCUGGGCGCUCACGAUGGAAGAGGUCUUGGAUCCCCCCAAGGUGCUGAAAGAGGCUUUACGCAAGAGAGGGAUUCCAGAAAUCGGUGUGUUUGACGUGUGUGAUAUUGGAGAGGCUAGAGAGUUCAGCUAAACCUGAGGAAGAGCGCCCAGGAGUUAUAAAAGCGACAUGUUUAAAGGCGGAUAUAAAUACCCCUAUUUUAUCAUUUUAUAGUUUGAGUUUGGAUAUGAUGUCUGCGUUCAGAAUGCAUCCAUGGUUCGCUGU